AUGACUGAACACGCCGAAUUGAACGGCGCUGCGCCAGCUCUCGAUCUCAAGGCUACCAAGGCUGCAUUGACCUCCUCGUCGACCUCUUCAAGGAUCUCGCAGCUUCGCACAGUUGAUGAUAAGAUCUCCCAAAAGGCUCUUGACAAGCAGAUCCAGUUGCAACUUCUCAAGCUCCUCUUCUGGACUCACUCCUUCUAUGGCGACCGAGAUUCACGACUGGCGGUGCAACGAUGUCUGAUCUCGAUCUGCAAGGAGGGCGACGCCGCUCUUCUUACGCCUCUUGUGGCCGCCAUCCGCCAAGAAGCCCUUAAGCCGGGCAUUGCGAGCUCCAAUGCCUUCGUCCUCCUCGAGUGGUGCAGUUUGUUGGCGCAAAACCUGGCCGGAACACCACACUGGGACAAGCUCGGCAAGGACAUAAUAGUGGCGGCAGCUGAUGCCUUGGACAAGUGCUGCUCGGCCUCAUCAAAAUCUGGUGUGGCCCACUCGGCUCUCGUGGUCGCCCGUCGUGGCAUUCGGAAGCUAGUAUCUGUGCCGGACAGCAGAGAGAAGACGAUAUCCGAGGCCGUACAAGUGCUAUCUGCGAAGGCUGCGCAGGCCUCUCCCAAGAACGCCAUCAUGCUCGGCGUGAUUGCCGGUGUGUGCUCGAGGAAACCCGAAGCAACGCCGAUCCUGGAACAGCAAAAAUCCCAUUACUUCAGCUUCUACGUUCGAGAGGUGAUAGGUUCCAAGACACCAUUACCAAAACACCUGGCAGCUGGCCUCGGCGACUUCUUCUCUGCAUUUGUGACGCCUGAGGAGUUCGAGAAGGAGAUCGUAACGCCGUUGGAAAAGGGGCUCCUGCGUGCGCCUGAGAUCGUUUUAAACGACCUCAUUACGCCCCUCGUCAAGAGCCUGCCAAAAGAUUGGGAUCUGUCCAAGGUUCUACAGGGGCAUCUGCUCAAGUCUCUACUAUCCAACAUCAAGUCAUCAAAUGCCGUCAUUCGAUCUGGGGCUGUCACGGCCUUCCGCAUUCUGGCAGAUAAAUGCCAUGAUAUGGUUCUCAUGGAGAAAGUCGCAGACGAGCUUUUGUCCCCAUUAAAAAGUGGCAAACUGGCUUCGCCUGACCACAGGAUCCUUCACUGUGAGAUGCUGUCAGCGUUGCCUAUGUUUGGAGCCGUUGCUGCCAAGAUCGUCGGCGGUCUGCCAACCCCUAUUGGCAAGGAAGGCAACGAGGCUGCACUGACUGCGGAAACUUCUGUCUUGAGCGCCUCUGUCAAGGUUCUCAUGACUGAAGGCACGGAGAUACCCAAGACUGUUACUGAUACAUAUGCAAAAGGCCUCGCAGACAAGAAGCUGUCGUCACGGCGAAUCUGGGUGCUGAGUGUAGGGGACGUCCUGAAUUCUUUCGAAUCUGGCGAUACCCGAACUCCAGUGUUCGUCAAGUUCGCCGAGUCCGUCCUGCCUGCUCUCUUCACUACCUACAACGACGUUCUGAAAAACCCUCUGAAGUCGUCUCAGGACGGUACCAUAACCGCAGCUUAUGUUCUCUGCGCUGUCGCUCCACCUCUUCUUGAGAUUGAAAGCAAUGAGAAGCUCAGCUCUUUGCUCGGACAGUUUUCUAUAUCGAAACAGUGUUUGAAUCUGGAGCCUAAGCCGUCUUUCCUCCUCAAUCCACGUGUCUACACCAAAAUCACGUCGGCUGAAGAUGCGCGGUGGCUCUCCAGAGCACUGUCAGCUGUCGCGUCGUCAUUGCCAGACCACAUCUCUGGACCCGCUGCCGUCAAUACCGCUUGGGUACACGCCUUUCUGUACCUAAUCUGUACUACGUCCCUGAGCACGAGACUCCAAAAAGAGUGCGCCGACACUCUGAGCAAAGUGUAUCUGUACAACGUCGAAAAGAUGUCCAGGAUCGUAAUUUCUGGCAUAUGGGAGUGGAUAGAGUCCGUCAACAGUGGCGACAAAGAGAGCGCGCCUCUGCUGGCCAAGGCUGACAAUAGCAACCUACAAGUUGCUCUCAGGUCAAUAUGUCUGACAUCUGAGGAUCUCAAGAAGGCGGAUCAGGAACCUAACAAGGCACUGCUUGAGGAGCAAAUGUGCUCCUUGCUUGUUCUCGCGAGACCGCAACUGAUACCUCGUUCCGCCUGGAUUGACCUGUGCUUGCGGCUUAACUUGGAUCCGGGCGAUUUGGCAAGAAAAUAUGAAACGGCCUUGCUUGAUGAAGUUGUUAGGCGUUCGGAUUUCUCACAACCCGCCCCUGUGAAGGAAGCUGCGUAUGAUGCCGCAGCAGAGCUCGCCUUCGUCGCGCCAGAAACCAUGACCCGGAGGAUUGAAACGCUCAUCCGAACUGAUCUCAACGUCGUAAAGCUGGCGGACAUCGGACCGCUGGAAGCGGCCAUCUUCCGGACGCCAGAGGGGACAGCAUUCGUGGACGUUCUUGCCAAGAAGGAGAACGUUAUCCCCAACAAGAACGUCAAAGACUACGAUACUCUGAAGUGGGAAGAAGAUCUGAGAGCCCAGCUGGCAGCGAAGAAGGGGACGCAAAAGAAGCUCACGGCAGAUGAGACGGCAAAGGUGAAUGCCCAACUAAAGAAAGAGGUCGAGAUACGAAAGAGUGUUCAACACGUCGCAGCUCAAAUGUUGAGAGGCAUUGGUGUUGUUCGCAGUCUCGCCACUGGUCCGCCCACCGACGCCUCCCUAUGGAUGGGCGCUGCUGUCAAUUCACUGCUGGAUGCUCUCGACGCGGGAGCAAGCUUGAUUACCGGAGACGCCGGCCCACAGGCCUAUAUUGCUUUGGCUAAUCGGAUCUCAGACCGGCUGGGAUCUAUGCGCCCUUUUGUUGGGAUCGCAACAUUGAGGGCGCACGAAAUCUCAAGUCUCCCUGAGAAUCUGCAGCAGGAGCCAUUCGAGGACCUAGUGACUCGUGUCCUCUACCGUCUGCGCUUUGCGGGAGAACAACGACCAUUUGACACUGUCUCGCUCAUCUACAUAUUGCCGUUGAUCCUCUUUGUCAUCCACAGAGGUGGAUUUGGAAAGACACCAGAUGACCGCGAUGCACAGCUGGUAUUGGCAAUUGAAUUCCUGUCAUUCCACACCAGCGUUUGCGAGGACGAGGCAAUUCCGCGAUUAGAGGUCUUGUCUAUGCUCAUCUUCUCGAUGCAGCACUAUGCUCAGCACUACAAGAUUGCAAAGGACUGUUUCGCAGAUCUUGUGCGCUGUAUCGCGCCAAAUAUCAGCCGCGAUGAGGUAAAUGUUCUUUCCAGAGGGGCCAUUGUACCACAAGCGUCUGUCAAGACCACGGUGCUACAGUCUAUCAGCGCUGAGGUCGACAUGAGCGAUUUGGGCUUUUCACAAGAGAUUUGGCUGGCAUGUCACGAUGACGUCGACGAGAAUGUGGAACUCGGCCAGGAAAUUUGGCAAGAGAGCGAUUUCCAUGUCUCAGCUGAUGUUCCUUUGAUGAUGCUUGCCUAUGUAGAGAGCCAGGAAAUUCAGUUGCGCCGCGCCGCAGCGAAGUCUCUGGCCGAGGCGGUGAGCUUGCACAAAUCGACAAUGCAGGAGGUUCUUGAGAAAUUAAGGGCGUCCUACGCAGAGCUCGCCAAAGAGAGGAAGCAGGAACUUGAUGCAUUUGGCAUGCCGAGGAAGAUGGACCUAUCUGAUCCAUGGGAGGCCAGACACGGCAUUGCUUUCGCCUUCAAAGAGCUUGCACCGCAUCUUGAGAAGUCUCAACUUGAUGACUUCUUCGCCUUCCUCAUCGAGUCAGGUCCGCUGGGUGACCGAAAUGACACUGUGAGAGGCGAGAUGCUAGAAGCAGCGAACAAUGCCAUCACUGUCCACGGCAAGGCCAUAUUGGAUAAGCUGAUGCAAGCAUUUGAGCGGACACUCGAGGUGCCUGACAAGGGCUCAGCCUUUGGCGACCGAGUCAACGAGGCAGUGAUUAUUAUGUAUGGUACGCUGGCUCGGCAUCUCAAGCCAGGCGAUGCCAAGAUAUCUGCUGUCAUCGAUAGGCUUUUGGUCACACUCAGCACGCCAUCCGAGACUGUUCAGUACGCUGUGGCUGAAUGUCUGCCACCUCUCGUCCGAACCUGUGGCGACAAGUCGUCCAAAUACUUCGACCAGGUCAUGGAGACUCUUCUCGCGUCCAAGAAAUAUGCGGAGCAGCGUGGUGCGGCCUAUGGUCUCGCCGGCCUGGUGCUUGGCCGUGGAAUCACGUCUCUCAAGGAUUACCGCAUAAUGAGCACUCUCAAGGGCGCUAAUGAGAACAAGAAAGAGGUCAAUCAGAGGGAGGGUGCCCUCUUGGCCUACGAGCUCCUUUCGUCCAUGCUUGGGCGUCUUUUCGAGCCCUACGUCAUCCAAAUCGUGCCGCAGCUGCUUACAGGUUUUGGCGAUGGUAAUGCGAAUGUACGCGAUGCCGCAUUAGCUGCAUCAAAGGCUUGCUUCGCUCAUCUCAGUCCUUACGGUGUCAAGAAGAUCAUGCCUACUCUGCUGUUCGGUCUGGACGACGACCAGUGGCGCAGCAAGAAGGGGGCUUGCGACCUGCUAGGAGCCAUGGCUUAUCUUGAUCCUCAACAGCUGGCGCAGAGUCUGCCGGAUAUCAUUCCGCCAUUGACUGCUGUCCUCAAUGACAGUCAUAAAGAGGUCCGUGCUGCCGCGAAGCAGAGUCUGAAGAGGUUCGGCGAGGUCAUCAAUAACCCUGAAGUCAAGAGUCUGGUGUCUAUCCUCCUCAAAGCCCUUAGCGACCCUACAAAGUACACAGACGAGGCACUGGAUUCUCUCAUCAAAGUUCAGUUCGUGCACUACCUGGAUGCGCCGUCGUUGGCUCUUGUCAGCCGCAUCUUGCAGCGUGGUCUAGGCGACAGGUCUAACACGAAGCGCAAGGCAUCUCAAGUUAUUGGUAGCUUGGCACAUCUCACCGAGAAGAAGGACCUUGUUGCCCAUUUGCCUGUGUUGGUGGCUGGCCUCAAAAUUGCUGUCGUAGACCCUGUGCCAACCACCCGAGCAACUGCCUCAAGGGCACUGGGUUCACUGGUGGAGAAGCUAGGCGAAGAUGCUUUGCCGGAUCUCAUUCCCCAACUCAUGCAGACCCUCAAAUCCGACACUGGUGCUGGCGACCGUCUUGGUUCUGCACAGGCACUGUCCGAAGUCCUCGCAGGGCUUGGCACCUCCCGUCUCGAGGAGACUCUGCCUACCAUCCUGCAGAAUGUCGAAUCUUCCAAGGCUGCCAUUCGCGAAGGCUUCAUGUCACUGUUCAUUUUCCUGCCUGUGUGCUUCGGAAAUAGCUUUGCCAACUACCUCGGCAAGAUCAUCCCUCCCAUCUUGGCUGGUCUAGCAGACGAUGUGGAAUCGAUCCGCGAGACAGCCCUACGAGCCGGUCGUCUGCUUGUCAAGAAUUUCGCUGCUAAGGCUGUGGAUCUUUUGCUUCCCGAGCUUGAGCGUGGUCUGGCUGAUGACAGCUACAGAAUUCGACUCAGCUCCGUCGAGCUUGUCGGUGAUCUGCUCUUCAACCUCAGUGGCAUCACAGGCAAGGAAGAUGUCGAGGAGAUGGAGGAGGAGACCAUCAGAGAAGCCGGUACAUCCCUGCGCGAGACGCUUGGCGAAGAGAAGCGCAACAAGAUUCUAUCGGCACUCUAUGUCUGCCGCAACGAUACUGCCGCCGCCGUUCGCGCUGCAGCCAUUAGCGUCUGGAAGGCACUGGUAUCCAGCCCAAGAACGCUUAAGGAGUUGGUCCCAACUCUUACCCAACUUAUCAUUCGCCGCCUCGGCAGCGCCAACAUGGAACACCGUGUCAUUGCCAGCAAUUCCCUGGGCGAACUCAUUCGCAGGGCUGGCGACGGUGUUCUUGCGAGUCUCUUGCCAACCUUGGAGGAUGGCCUGCAGACUUCGACCGACACAGAUGCGCGACAAGGUAUCUGUCUGGCUCUGAAGGAGCUCAUUUCAUCCGCCUCCCCAGAAGCUCUCGAAGACCAUGAGAAGAUUCUCAUCUCGGUUGUCCGGACUGCUCUUACCGACUCGGAUGAGGACGUCAGAGAGGCCGCGGCUGAGGCUUUCGACUCGCUGCAGCAGAUCCUGGGCAAGCGCGCUGUCGACCAAGUGUUGCCAUAUCUGCUUAACCUUCUGCGGUCUGACGAGGAUGCGGACCAUGCUCUGCAGGCUCUUUUGACACUGCUCACGGAGACAACCCGAUCCAACAUCAUUCUGCCAAACCUCAUCCCGACUCUCAUCGCUCCUCCAAUCUCCGCAUUCAAUGCAAAGGCGUUGGCGUCCCUGUCCAAGGUUGCAGGCGCUGCUAUGAACCGUCGCCUGCCUGGCAUCAUCAACUCACUUAUGGACAACAUCAUCAACUCCACCGAUGAUGAACUGCGUGAAGACCUCGAUAAGUCGUUCGACACUGUCAUCUUGUCCAUUGACGAGUCUGAUGGCCUGAACACGACAAUGAACGUGCUCCUUCAGCUUAUGAAGCACGAGGACCACCGGAAGCGGGCAUCGACAGGACGGCAUCUUGCCAACUUCUUUGCCCAGACCGACGUAGAUUACGCUCGCUACAACCAGGACAUCAUCCGUGCCCUACUUAUCUCUUUCGGUGACCGGGAUAUGGAGGUCGUCAGGGCUGCUUGGGGUGCAUUAAGCGAGUUUACCAAACAUCUCAGAAAGGAAGAAAUGGACGCACUCGUUUCAUCCACGAGACAGACUCUUCUCCAAGUCGGCGUCGCUGGCUCCAACUUACCUGGUUUCGAACUACCCAAGGGCAUCAAUGCCAUCCUGCCGAUCUUCUUGCAGGGCCUCAUGAACGGAACGCCCGACCAAAGGACAACAGCUGCUCUCGCCAUUUCCGAUAUUGUGGACAGAACAAGCGAGGCUUCUCUGAAGCCUUUUGUUACUCAGAUCACAGGUCCUCUCAUCCGUGUCGUCUCAGAGCGGUCAACGGAUGUCAAGUCCGCCAUCCUUCUUGCUCUCAAUAACCUGCUGGAGAAGAUGCCAACUGCGCUCAAGCCAUUCUUGCCUCAGUUGCAACGCACCUUUGCCAAAUCCCUGGCCGAUACUUCAAGUGACUUACUUCGGACACGUGCGGCUAAAGCCCUGGGUACUUUGAUCAAGUUCACGCCUCGUGUCGACCCUCUCAUCGCCGAGCUAGUGACCGGCUCUAAGACAUCUGAUCCUGGUGUCAGAACAGCCAUGCUCAAGGCUUUGUAUGAGGUCAUCAGUAAAGCAGGCGCCAACAUGGGCGAGUCGUCUCGGACGGCUGUCCUCGGUCUCAUCGACAUGGAAACAGAUGAGCGUGACGACAACAUGACUAUCACCAACGCCAAGCUCUUUGGCGCUCUCCUGAAGAACGUGCCGCCAGAGGUGGCAACCAAUCUGCUCAAGAGCAGGGCCAUGACCACGAAUUUCAGUCACACAUCGGUAUUGACUCUGAAUGCUGUGUUGGUAGAGUCACCGUCAACGUUGCUGGACACCCCGCUGGCUGAGGAUCUGCCCGAAUUGCUGUGUCAAGGCAUGUCCCACAAAGAGCCUUUCAUUGCAGACAACUUCAUCCUGGCAACUGGCAAAUAUCUCCUGACCGACACACCAAAGUCCUUUGAGUCGACCAAAUCAAUUUUCGAAUCCCUCGCCAUCCUCAUCCCACCCGGUGGACCCGUCGAUGCCCGCCGCCUCUCGCUUGUAGUGGUGCGCACAGUGUGCCGCGCCAACAUGGACAUGGUCCGUCCACACCUUGGCCUCCUUGCGCCUCCCAUAUUCGCAUCGGUCCGUGACAUGGUCAUCCCAGUGAAGCUUGCAGCCGAAGCCGCAUUCGUCGCAAUCUUCAACGUCGUGGACGACGAGAGCAAGAUCUUUGACAAGUUCUUGGCCAGUGACGUGGGCACUGCUCUUCCUGCCAAUACCAAGAGGAGCAUGGGCGAUUACUUCAAGCGUGUGGCGCUGAGAUUAGGAGCUCAGGCUAGGGAGAGGAGAGAUGCUGAGGGCGGUAUGACUGGGUGUGGUGGACCUCGUGAGGGUUCGUGAGCUUCGAGAAGAUACCAAUGGGUUGUUUGCUCUCUUCUUUUUAUAUGAUUCAAUGCAUGGCAUGGUUACCAAUUGCUUAGGUUCAAAGUUUGUAGUUGGAUGGGGGAGGGAAAAAAAGCACAUGGCUGGAUUUUAAUUUUUCGAAAGUGGACGAAUUGAUUUCCAGGUCCCCAAGAUAUGGUCAGAAUGACAGCACUCUUGCCAG
Cryphonectria parasitica EP155 is the source of this 8179-nucleotide messenger RNA. RefSeq names its product ARM repeat-containing protein. Gene Ontology annotation, biological process: regulation of translation; cellular response to amino acid starvation. Gene Ontology annotation, molecular function: protein kinase regulator activity. The coding region runs from base 1 to 7974 and encodes 2657 amino acids. The transcript is spliced from 5 exons. The record is from RefSeq and is a predicted model, not a curated record. Lineage: Eukaryota; Fungi; Ascomycota; Sordariomycetes; Diaporthales; Cryphonectriaceae. Gene Ontology annotation, cellular component: cytosol.